Messenger RNA from Triplophysa rosa, 692 nucleotides. Its product is annotated as natural killer cell receptor 2B4-like. The transcript is spliced from 4 exons. NCBI's taxonomy places the organism in Eukaryota, Metazoa, Chordata, Actinopteri, Cypriniformes, Nemacheilidae. The record is from RefSeq and is a predicted model, not a curated record. Bases 1 to 657 code for a protein of 218 amino acids.
AUGGAGGGAGAUUCUGUCACUCUUCACACUCAUCUCACUCACAUACAGAGAGAUGAUCACAUACUGUGGAUGUUUGGACCUCAAGAGACUCGUAUAGCUCAAAUCUACAAGAAAAGCAUUGAUAUGAAUGACAGUAUUGACACAUUUGGAGACAGACUGAAGCUGAACCGUCAGACCGGAUCUCUCAGCAUCACAAACAUCAGAUUGAGGGACUCUGGACUUUAUAAACUACAGAUCAUCAGCAAAAGAGGAACUUCAUACAAGAGAUUCGAUGUUACUGUCUAUGAAAGAUCUUCAGUGUCAAAAUGUGUGUUGUUGUGUUCAGUGAUGAAUGUGACACGUGUGAGUCUCUCCUGGUACAAAGGAAAGAGUUUAUUGUCCAGCAUCAGUGUGUCUGAUCUCAACAUCAGACUCUCUCUACCUCUGGAGGUGGAAUAUCAGGACACAAACACAUACAGAUGUGUCGUCAACAAUCCCAUCACAAACCACACACAACAUCUCAACAUCACUCAUGUCUGUCAGCCGUGUUCAGACCUCCUGCGUUCACGUUUAUUAUCGCUGAUAGUUGUCUCUGUGAUGUUGCUGGUGGUCAUAAGUGUAAUUCUAGUCUGGCGCUUCAAAAAGUGUUACCAUCCACAAAGAAAAGAAUGUUGGUGAAGCCUGUGUAGUGAAUUUCAAUACUACGACUUGUU